Molecule: messenger RNA, 7297 nt
Organism: Astyanax mexicanus (Mexican tetra)
Lineage: Eukaryota; Metazoa; Chordata; Actinopteri; Characiformes; Acestrorhamphidae
Gene: grin2ab
Product: glutamate receptor, ionotropic, N-methyl D-aspartate 2A, b
Exons: 14
Coding region: 1159-5505 (1448 amino acids)
Biological process (GO): monoatomic ion transport; long-term synaptic potentiation; excitatory postsynaptic potential
Cellular component (GO): plasma membrane; NMDA selective glutamate receptor complex; postsynaptic membrane
Molecular function (GO): transmitter-gated monoatomic ion channel activity involved in regulation of postsynaptic membrane potential; NMDA glutamate receptor activity
Source: RefSeq, a predicted model, not a curated record
CGUGGGAGGCCGUGUUUUUUUUUAUCUCAGCUCGGACUGGAUCGAGUUCAGUCAGCUGGAACUCUGAGAAGCUGCGCGCGAGAACCACGGAGAAGAAUAUAGAAGAUGAAACAGAAGACCACCACAACGGCACGCGCUCGAAGCCCACCAUGGUCACCUGUUUUAUUAUUAUUAUUAUUAUAGGCGUGUGAAGUUUGCUCAGCGUCGCGCGUGCGCGCGCGUGUGUGUGUGUCUCUGUGUAUGUGUGUGUGUAAAAGAGCGAAUGUGUGCGUAAGCGUGAGAACGCGCGCGCGCGUGUCUGUGUGUGUUUCCAAACCCCCUCCACCACCACCAGAGGAUUUGAUCUUGACGGAAUCCCCUCUCAGAAGCGACACGCGGACCUGUAACGCUGCGGAACGAAAAGAGCGCGGAAAGCGCGCGCGCGCUCGCUCCUCACUCUGCUCGACACUCACGAAAUAAAGACCGAUUUCUGUGAGAAACACAAGACGUACGCGCUCAGUCUGCACGGAUUCGUCACCCCUGACCUAAGAUUUCUCUCAGAAAUCGCGUCAGUUUGUCGUUUUGGACAGUAUUUCACCUGUGUUGUCGCGAUUUGUCAUGUUGGCGGCAAGCGCGAGGCGAGGACGCGUGGAUUUAACCGCUGCUUUUUAACGGCUGCUUGUUUAUUUUAUUUACAUUUUUUCAAACUGCUGCUAUUUUUUUUCAAACGGCUUUUUAUUUUUAAACCUCUGCUGUUUAAAAUAAAAACGGCUAAUUUUCAAACGGCUGCUUUUUUUUUAAACCUCUGCUUUUUUUUUUUAUAAAAACGGCUCAUUUUCAAACGGAUUUUUAAUGCGGAGGAAAAAAGACGAUGUGAACGCUCAGCUAAUGUAGGAUGUCGGAGAUGCGAGGAGAAGACGGUGAUAUUGGAGCAACUUCGACCAAACGCUGAGAAAAAGAGAGAAAAUAGACUGAACAAGAGAGAGGGAGAAGGAGAGAAAGAACAAGAGUGUGUUCAAGAAACAACAACACGGGAAAAAUGCGUCGAGGAAAAAGACCUCGCUCUCUACAAGUGUGUGAGGAUGAGGAUACGAGUUUUCAAAAUGGCCCACACAGACAAGGGCGAGUUUCCCUCUCUACGAGCACCUCGUGACACCAGAGGGGCUGAAGCUCAGAAUCAUGGGAGUUGUAGUCCGUUUGGUGGUGAUCAUCUGGGUGUCUUUUGGUUGGUCCAGAGCAGCAGAGAAGCCCCCUUCUUUGAGCGUGGCGGUGAUCCUGGGACAGACGCGGGGGGUGCCGGACUCGGCUUUGCGCCCCGCCCGUGGAGUCAGUGCACCCCUGGACGUGAGCGUGCUUGGCGUGCAGGUGAACCAAACGGACCCGGGGAGCAUGCUGACACACCUGUGUGAGCUCAUGUCCCGGCAGAGACUGCACGGCCUGGUAUACGGGGACGGGACGGACCAAGAGGCUGUUGCUCAAAUGCUGGACUUUGUCUCGUCUCAGACCUCCAUGCCCAUACUGGGAAUCCACGGCGGCUCCGCCAUGACUAUGGCUGAGAAGGAUGCCAGUUCUUCCUUUUUCCAGUUUGGAGCCUCCCUCCAGCAGGAGGCGCUGCUGAUGUUGGCUGUGAUGGAGGAAUACGACUGGCAUGUCUUCUCGGUGGUCACCACCAAGUUCCCGGGCUACCAGGAGUUCAUCUCCACCAUUCGUGUGACAGUGGACCACAGCUUUGUGCGUUGGGACCUGCAGAGCGUGGUGACGCUGGAGGGUGUUGGCGAACCCGAGGACCGGGCGCAUGUGCAGCUCAAGCGCAUCCAGUCGCCCGUCAUCCUCCUCUACUGCUCCAAAGACGAGGCAGAGAUGGUGCUGGUGGAGGCGAAGUCUCUGGGGCUGACGGGGGCCGGCUACGUGUGGAUGGUACCGAGCCUCACGACCGGUAAUCCGGAGCGCACACCCGAGACUUUUCCAUCGGGAAUGAUUUCCGUGGCAUACGAUGAGUGGGACUACCCGCUGGAGACUCGAGUGCGUGAUGCUGUGGGAAUCUUCAGCUCAGCAGCGGCAGCCAUGUUCAGGGAGCAAGGCCGCAUCCCAGAUGGAACAGUCAGUUGCUCUGGUCAGUCGGAGAAGCCGGAGGUGCCCCCCAGUGCACUGCGCAGAUAUAUGAUGGGUGUGAACCUGGAGGGCAGGGAUUUAUCAUUCAUGGACGACGGUUACCAGGUCAACCCCAAACUGGUGGUCAUUGUUCUCAACCCAGACAGAGAAUGGGAAAAGAUGGGUCGCUGGGAAAACCACUCGUUGAUACUGAAGUUUCCUGUGUGGCCCCGCUACAACUCAUUCGGAGACACGGACGCAGAUGAGAACCAUCUGAGCAUCGUGACUCUGGAGGAAAAGCCCUUCGUUAUCGUGGACGAUGUGGACAUUCUGACUGGGACCUGCAUGCGCAACUCAGUACCCUGCAGGAAACACAUCAAAGAUAAUACUACCGGUGGCUCCUAUGUCAAGCAGUGCUGUAAGGGCUUCUGCAUAGAUAUCCUGAAGAAGAUCGCCAGAAACGUGAAGUUCACCUACGACCUUUACCUGGUCACCAACGGCAAGCACGGCAAGAAGAUCAAUAAUGUGUGGAACGGCAUGGUGGGGGAGGUGGUUUAUAAGAAAGCUGUGAUGGCUGUUGGUUCAUUGACCAUAAAUGAGGAGAGGUCAGAGGUGAUUGACUUCUCGGUCCCGUUUGUGGAAACGGGCAUCAGUGUGAUGGUCUCCCGGAGCAAUGGAACAGUAUCUCCCUCUGCGUUUUUGGAACCCUUCAGCGCGUCGGUGUGGGUAAUGAUGUUUGUGAUGUUGCUCAUCGUCACUGCAAUUGCUGUCUUCCUGUUUGAGUUCAUCAGUCCACUAGGCUUCAACAGAAACCUAGCCCAGGGCAAAGACCCCCACGGUCCAUCCUUCACCAUAGGCAAGGCUGUGUGGCUUCUUUGGGGUCUGGUCUUUAAUAACUCUGUGCCAGUUCAGAACCCCAGAGGCACCACUAGUAAGUUUAUAGUGUCUGUGUGGGCCUUCUUUGCUGUGAUCUUCCUGGCCAGUUAUACUGCUAACCUGGCUGCCUUCAUGAUCCAAGAGGAGUUUGUGGAUCAGGUCACUGGUCUCAGUGACAGAAAAUUCCAGAGUCCAUAUUCCUUCUCGCCUCCAUUUCGGUUUGGUACAGUCCCAAAUGGCAGCACAGAAAGGAACAUCAGGAAGAACUACCCAGACAUGCACCAGUAUAUGGUCAAGUACCACCAGACUGGAGUCCAGGAUGCACUGGUCAGCCUAAAGACUGGCAAACUUGACGCAUUCAUAUACGAUGCAGCCGUCUUAAACUACAUGGCAGGGCGAGAUGACGGCUGUAAACUGGUGACUAUUGGGAGUGGCUACAUCUUUGCCACUACUGGUUAUGGCAUUGCCCUUCAAAAAGGAUCCUACUGGAAGCGCCUGGUAGAUCUUGCCAUCCUUGGGAUAAUUGGCGACGGUGAGAUGGAGGAGCUGGAGGCUCAGUGGCUGACGGGUAUCUGCCAUAAUGAGAAAAAUGAAGUGAUGAGCAGUCAGCUGGAUGUGGACAACAUGGCUGGCGUGUUCUACAUGUUAGCGGCUGCCAUGGCACUGUCACUAAUCACCUUUGCCUGGGAGCACCUUUUCUACUGGCGACUCCGUUACUGCUUCACUGGUCUGUGCUCUGGAAGACCUGGACUUCUUUUCACCAUAAGCAGGGGUAUCUGGAGCUGUAUUCAUGGUGUACACAUUGAGAUGAAGAAGCCUCCAGAGUUGGAUUUCAGUCCUCAGGCCAACAUGCUGCACCUGCUGAAAUCUGCCAAAGAGAUUACCACCUUAGGGGUAACCUCACCUAAACGACCUGUCGCUAGUCUCCUCCCUCAUACCCCAGGGAUCCUGGAACUUAUGAACAAAGGCAACAACCUUUGUCCAAAAGACACUGUCUACAGCAAUGCCAGCACCAUGCUUUCCAACCGCCACAAAGAGCCUCUCAACAAUGCCCUUUUGCCUGGACAGCGUGCUCUCAGUCUUGCGGAUGCCCAGCCUCCUGACAAUAACCCAGUACUUGCUAAUGAACCAGGGCGACCACCUGCGUCCAAGUCCCGUGCACUCUGGAAGAAGUCAGUUGAAACACUACGGCAGGCCCCAGGACCUCAGAGUGAUUCCCCGCCCCCUGCUGCUCCACCUAUCGAGCCUCGUGCCACGAUGAAGAGCCAGAGAUACUUGCCCGAAGAUCCUCAAGCACGAUCUGACAUAUCUGAUUGUUCUGGCCGUGUGGAUCUGCAGAAGCAGCACAAGGUCAAAGAGACGCUACGGAAGCGUAACCGACUGCCGCGGGACUUGAGUGAUGUGGAACUUUCGACACUGCGCAGCCAAGCCAGCCAACAGAGCAACCACAGCGGGCAGAUCUACUCUCAGAGCAGUCAGGGCAGUCAGAUCUACACCAUCGACUCCAUCGACCAAGAUCAUGGAAUGCACUACCCCGACAUAUUCAGCGAGCACAGGGACAACAAGCAUCGACCUCCCUCCUCGUCUGAACAACAGCCAAUCCUGCAGCUGAAUAGCAACCUGCUCACUCAGGUUCAUGAGCCGGAUGUCAUGCAGACUGCCACUGCUGCUACGAAGGAGAAGAAGUACAACACAUACGGCAAGCCUGGCGUGGCCAGUGUCACCUCCGCCGCUCCUGGUUCAGUCCAAGACCAUCGGCAGACCCACUGCCGUAGCUGCCUGUCAAAAGUGACCAGCUACUCUGGGCUUUACACUGUGCGGUCCCCUCAGUACCGCUGCGAUGCCUGUCUGCACUCUGGCAACCUGUAUGACAUCAGCGAGGACCAGUUCCUCCACCCUGAUGUGGGUCUCGGUAUCAUUCGUGGCGGAAGUGUAGAUAGGAACUUCUCCGCUUUUCUGCCACAGCCUGAUGCUUCCUUCACUGCUUAUCUUCCCCAGAGCGACCAAGAGGGCGAAGGGCUUAUCAGCCACUAUCAGAACGAAGAUGUUAUCAUCCGUCGGCAGCAUUCCUACGAGAAUCUACCCCAGAAGAACUCAUCCCGUCGGGUCAGCCUUCAGGACAGUGCUCCUUACGCCAACAUGCCCACUUCCACCCUGAUCCCGGACAAGGCCCCAAAGAGCCAGCCCACACACCUUAACCACACCCUCGCUGGAGUGGGGGUGAGUGGGCUCGGCAUUGGCCGGCGUAGCAAGUCGAUGUACCCGGCCCGUCCGACGGACAACCCUUUCUUGCAGACGCUCCGCGACGACCAACGCCUGGCGCACGGCCACAGCGCCACGGACAUUUACAAACAACUGGUGCCGCUCACAUUAGGUCAGGUGACCGAUGGCAAGGGGCUCGGCAUGGGGGUGGCAACCCCUGACCUCUUUUACCCCGAGCAUGUCAUGCCUUAUGUAGCCCCUCCCCCCAUCGGCACAUACCCUGCCCCCAGAGCAAUGAGCGCCGGUGGAGCCCGGCGCGUCUACAAGAGGAUGCCCAGCAUUGAGUCUGAUGUCUGAAGAAACGAGAAAGACUGAGUGACACUGAAACUCUGAACUCUAAGACGGACACCUGUGGGAAGGUCCACGCGGAUACUGAUUAAUAUCGAAGAUAGCAAAGCUUUACGACUAAGCGGGAAUAUAAAAGGGUGGAAUAUAUUUUGUUUCCUGCUCUUGGACAAACCUCUCAAAGCUCAACACUUCACAUCAGGUCCUCCCCUCUAGACGAGCGGCAGCUCUCUGUCUUCCACAUAAACACCGAAGACGGCAGCACAUGCAGACCGGACAUUGACCGUGCCGUAGAGAGGAAGUGCAACAAAAGCUGCUGGGAAUCACGGGGCAGCUCCAAAGAGUUUCCCUCUCCCUCAACAAAUGAUCUACCAAAAAACACAGUCCCACAUACAGAUAUACACACAGAUAACCCUAAAUAAGUGAAGUAAUGCGUUUAUUAAAUAUGACGCAAAAAUAUGAUACAAAUGAAACAAGGAAAGUCCAAAUAAUUAUAUUAAUAAACAUAUCUAAUAACACAAAUAUGAAAACAACAAAAACAAAAGUUAUAAAUGUGUCUCUGAUGUGCACAACCAAAAAGUAUUUGACUAACAAAGAUAAAGAUAAAAAUCGAUAAGAUGAUAUGAUAAAAUCUUGGCAAGUUAUCAACCCAACAGAAGGGAGAACCACAGAAAUCAUGAAAAGAAGUCAGUUUCAGGUUUCAGAAUAGUGGAAAUUGUUGUUAGGGUUAGGUCAAACUCAAACUCGACAACACGUACUACCUAAUAAUGACUGAACUACUGUCUAUUUAUUUUUGGGGCGUAGAACAGGAGGGACACUUGGUGUAAUUGGGGCCAAACACCACAUUAGUUUAGCGUCACACAUUUAAAGGUCAAGAUUAAAAGUGUAAGACUUUAUCGUUCUCCUCCUCCUUCUCCACCACCCUCCUUACCUGCAUGCCAAACGUAAGCAGGGAGACACUGUUCUUCUCUGAGCCACCAGUGUUGGGCGCACUACAACCACACACGACUUCUAAAUUUUAUUAGAGUGAGCUUAUUUCUAUAGUUGUCUAGACAGGUCAUUUUUACACAGUUUUAUACACUGCCAAAUAUUUGAACAAGUGGUAUGCCAAGCAUGUGUACGGUAUUGUACGGUUGCGGUACGAGAAUAUAGAAAGGGAUGAAAGUCUCACACUGAAGUGGGAAGAAAAGCUCUGGAAAUGGAAAACAGUGGAAAACUAUAUGCUGUGUGGUCACGCUGUUCUUCGAAGGGACUAUUGAAAGAUGCUGUAAUCUAAGAGCCCAAACUAAUGAUGUCACAUAUUGCACUGCAGGACCACCGAAAUAUAAGAACUUCCUGUUUGCCUCUGAUGCACAAACACAUCACUUCCUGCAGAAUUAAACCACACGCCCAUACUUCACUAAUAUAAUAUUUUUUUUCUUUUUUUCAGUUGUUUUUUCAAAUAUAAUGGUCGUUCCAGCGAUAUGCACAAUAUCAGGUUGCAAUAUAAUAUUUAUGUAUGAAAUUUCCUAGUUUUAAUAUGUUUUAUUUAUUAGUUCACUUCAUUUAUGAAUUGUAAUACAUGUGAAAUUAAUUUAUAAAUGUGAUUUAAUUGCGUAUGUAUAAAAAAAAAAGAAAAAAGAUAACAGCAUGUUAAUCUUCUCUAUGGUCAGACUUUCAGAAUUGUUCUUUUUAAUUUUUGAUGUGAAUGGGAGUAAAUGUUUACAGUGAAUAUGGAAAUAUGGAUUCAUCUCCAACGUGAUUUUUGAUUGUCAUUUGAAUACAAGCAUAAAAGUGUCAUAUGGCGAAAAAGUGUCGAACUGGA